Lasiosphaeria miniovina is the source of this 948-nucleotide messenger RNA. RefSeq lists its product as uncharacterized. The transcript is spliced from 3 exons. Bases 137 to 775 code for a protein of 212 amino acids. The record is from RefSeq and is a predicted model, not a curated record. NCBI's taxonomy places the organism in Eukaryota, Fungi, Ascomycota, Sordariomycetes, Sordariales, Lasiosphaeriaceae.
GCAGCUCAAGCAGGCCGGAUCCAGCGCCGCUUUUGCUGUGGGAUUGGCGUUAAGAGAACGCGCGCUUGUUCGUCACCGAUCCUCUCUGGAGUUCCGGUCCUCCGUUUGUUAGAUUCCAAGGCACCCCCCCCCCCAAAUGAGCCGGCUGUCGAAUGUCGAAUGUCUGCCCCGAGCUCGCCUUCGUGGGUGUGUGUCCUGUCAUACGGCGUUUCCCUCCCCCCCGUCCCCCAUUCCAUCCCGCCACGCCUGGUCUAGUCUCGAGCCAGACUCCCCUGGUUCUGUCUCUUGCCUCCUGCCUUUCUGUGUGCUCUCGUCCGUAUCCCCCGUCUCCCCCCCGGUCCCGUCCUUGUCAUCCCAUGUCUGGUUGAACCCAGUGUCAUACAUCCACCCCCCUCUAUACCGGCUGUUCUAUCUGACCUUGGACUCUGCCGUUGAGCCUCCGGCUCCAUGGCCCUUCAUCCCCUCCGCUCGGCCAUGUCCACCAAUACAAACGAUGAUAGUCGCUCCUCGGCAUAUGCAUCUGGUUUGCUCAGUCCUUUCUCUGAUCAAUCGAAACUCGUCUGUAGGCCAAUCCGAGCCUUGGUUGCUUGGUCAAUUGCUCCAGGGAUCACCCCAUCGGCCUUGCCAACCGACAUUCUUUUUAGUCUAUGCCCACGCCGGGAGGGCGGGCGAGGGCCCUGUCACCAUGGAGGCUAGGCCAUCGUCGUCUCCGUCAUCAUCACCACAUCCUAUCUCUUCCCGGCUUCAAGCGGGGUUGCGAAGAGCUGACGAAUAGAGUCAGGAUGUCUUAUCCUGCUCGAGCUCGUGAUGUUGGCCGAUGGCCGGCCGGGGGGGGGAUCUUUGGAAAAGUAUAAAAGGGGUCGUCGUUGACGGGGUCUUCAAGAAUUCUUCUUCCUCCUUUUCUCAUCACUUUUCUUCUGCUCCUCAGACUCCAGACCCAAGAACUCC